AUAUUUAAAUAAACAAAGCAUUAGUUAAAUUGAUAACCUCAAAUAUUUUGGUGCGGCAAUAUAUGCUGAAAUAACAAUAGAAGUUAUUAAAAACUUAUUAUUCAUUUCAGUUACGAUGGGAGCGCACGGUCACGGUGAGCCAUAUAAAAUUCCAGAUCCGAGUAUUUACAAUGUUGAUGAUAUCCCCAAACUGAAACAGGUUAAAGAGGCUCUUGCUCGACAGGGGCUGAAAGAUCCUUGGUUGCGUAAUGAGGUUUGGCGUUAUGAUACUGCACAGUGGGGAACGCAUGCACAACGCUUGCGCGUGUUCAUGACCCGGGGUUUUGUCUACGGCUUGGGUCUUGCUGCGCUCACCGUUGCUGCAGAGACAUUAUUGGGAAGCAAUGAUCAUCACGGUCAUCAUGGCGGCAGCGAAGGUGGUCAUCACUAGACCUGCGUUGUUGUUGACGUCUUUCCCCCAUUGGCUAAUGAUAAGCUAGAAUAUUUCAUACAUAUAUCGUGAUAUUGAUCGGAUCUUUAUUUAACUUCUCUGCAAUAAAUUUAAGUUUUUGAAAAUCGAGUUUCAAAAACAACAAAAAUAUUUAA
Molecule: messenger RNA, 585 nt
Organism: Glossina fuscipes
Lineage: Eukaryota; Metazoa; Arthropoda; Insecta; Diptera; Glossinidae
Gene: ND-B12
Product: NADH dehydrogenase [ubiquinone] 1 beta subcomplex subunit 3
Exons: 3
Coding region: 116-430 (104 amino acids)
Biological process (GO): electron transport chain; mitochondrial respiratory chain complex I assembly
Cellular component (GO): mitochondrion
Source: RefSeq, a predicted model, not a curated record